AUGAGGGGCGGCCCCCCAGACCCCCCGGGCGGUGCCGCGCGGGCAGCGGGGGAGGGGGCGGUGACUCAGCCGCCCUCGGCCCGCCUCCCCGGAACUUUGCAGCAGCUGGAGCCGCCGUUGCUACAGGAACGGAAAGCUUUUGUUCCCCAAUGUCAGGGCUGCCAGGGCAAGAGGGAGGCUGGGAGGCUGCCACUCCCUGGUGGGACCCAGGACACCACACUGCCCAGAGGACUGCCAGCCCAGAACGGCCUCAUGGUUCCCAGUCCCCUCUCGCCUUUCACCAAGCCAGGACUUCCCAGUGCUAGUCCCGCAGCCACCGCUGCUGCUCCGGCUGCGGAAACCUGGGGUUGCCCACGGAAAGGAAAGGGGCGGCGGGUACAGGGCGGAGGGCAGGGGGCGCCAGAGGACGCCCAGGGGCCCGGCCGGCAGCUGGGAAGGCGGGCAGGCGGGCAGUAUCUCACGCCCGGGAGCCCCUCCCCCCGCCAGUACCAGACCCUUCGCCUGCUCUGCACCCGCCGCGGCGCGGAGGACUUCCCUCGGACCAAGCCGACUGCGGGAGUGGCCGCCAACUUCACAGCCUAUAACCCCCUCCCCUGCCCAUCAUGCCAGCCCCCGGGGCUGCGGGAGAGUGCGUUUGGUGCCUGGCUCUACGUCCUGGGGCAGCAGGAGCGGGGGCCGGCGCUGGCGGAGGCGACCACGGGGCGCAAGUUUGCCAUCCCUAGGCGGGGGCCUGGCCGAGCGCGGGGCAGCUCGCGGCAGCCGCGCGGAGGGCCGAGGCUCCCGCUCCGCCGAGCGGUGGGUGCAGAAAAGGCGUCGCGGAGCAGCACCGGGCGGGCGGGCGGGCGGGCACCCGGCCGGGCGCGGGCUCCUGCCGCCGCCUCCUCGCCGCGCCGCCCCCCCACCCCCACCCCUCGCUCCCGGCUCCCCCGCCUGGAUCACCACCCGCGUCGUGCACCGCCUCCUAUUCGCGGGCGGCGGCCGCAGCCCCAGGCUCUAAAACCCGGCGCCGCAUCCUCCUGGGUCUCUGAGAGCCGCCGCCGCCGCCAAACCGGGUUCCUCCGGCCGCUCCGGCCGCUGCCCGCAGCGCGCACCGGGCCGAGUGACGGCCGAGGCGGGACGCGGCGCCUGCGCGGGCCGGGCCCGGGAGGGGGCGCGCGCCGGGCCGGGCGCGAGGAGCCGCGGGAGAAGGGGCGGAGGGCGGGGGCGACGCGCGCCGCCUCCUGUUAA
Rhinolophus ferrumequinum (greater horseshoe bat) is the source of this 1227-nucleotide messenger RNA. RefSeq names its product collagen alpha-1(I) chain-like. The record is from RefSeq and is a predicted model, not a curated record. The transcript has 3 exons. The coding region runs from base 1 to 1227 and encodes 408 amino acids. Lineage: Eukaryota; Metazoa; Chordata; Mammalia; Chiroptera; Rhinolophidae.